This is a messenger RNA of Poecilia latipinna (sailfin molly), 1605 nucleotides long. It is a transcript of the gene mterf2, whose product is annotated as mitochondrial transcription termination factor 2. Gene Ontology annotation, biological process: termination of mitochondrial transcription; regulation of DNA-templated transcription. The transcript has 2 exons. The record is from RefSeq and is a predicted model, not a curated record. NCBI's taxonomy places the organism in Eukaryota, Metazoa, Chordata, Actinopteri, Cyprinodontiformes, Poeciliidae. The coding region runs from base 123 to 1250 and encodes 375 amino acids. Gene Ontology annotation, molecular function: double-stranded DNA binding. Gene Ontology annotation, cellular component: mitochondrial matrix.
GAUACCUUUUACGGCCACUGUGUGUCACUGUUUUCACCCACACUAGAAAUGUGUUUCAUAACAAAACGUCACAUCCUCUGACCGCUGCUAAAGCGUCUGAGCAGCCAGAGGACUUUGUCUCAAUGUUGCGGUUGAUUGCAACAUCCUUGUGCCUCCGAUGUCAACAUGUCCCACUUUUACUUUCAAACCUCAGGGCAUGUUCAACACUCGACUCUGUGGAAAACCAACAGACUGUGAAAGCUCUUUACGAGCUCUCUGUGGACAUCCAGAAAGUUCGGAAACUCAAAGGAUGGGUGCUACAUCAAAGUCCAGCAUACACUAAGGAGGUAGCCAGCCUGCUGAGAGACAUGGGGGCCUCGGCCCCCAUCAUCGCUCACAUCUUGGCUGUUCACCCUGAGGCCGUCCUCUGUAAUCCGGAGCAACUGCAGGCCCAGCAGGAGCUGUGGAUGUCUGUCUGUCCGAACCACAGAGAACUGAUUGGUAUCAUUGAGAAAUUCCCAGCCUCCUUCUUCUCCGCUUCCAGUCACCUAGAAAACCAGCAGAAGAACAUUGCUUACUUCCAGAGUCUGAACCUUAACAAGAGGAUCAUUACCAAACUCAUGGCCAGUGCUCCGCAGAGCUUCAGCAGGCCUGUUGAGCAGAACCAGCUGAUGGUCUGCACCCUCCAACAGGCCUACACAGAACUCGGCGGCGACGAAGCCAACAUGAGAAUAUGGCUGCAGAAGCUGCUGAGCCAGAACCCGUUUGUUCUGCUAAAGCCACCGGAGGUGCUGAGGCAGAAUCUGCUGUUCCUCAAAGACAGAGGGUUCACCACCAGCGAACUCCUCCGUCUCCUCUCCAAACUGCGGGGCUUCGUCACCGAGCUGAAUCCGGACAGCAUGUGUCGGACCCUGGCUUUCUCCCAGGAAACCAUCGGCUGCUCUGAUGCAGAGCUCAGGGAGAUCAUCCUCAAGUGUCCGGCUCUGCUUUACCAUCCAGAAUCCACUCUGGCUGAGCGCUUUGAGGGCCUCCUCAGCGCUGGGAUCAGUAUGUCUCAAAUCAUACAGACUCCAACCGUCCUGGAGCUAACCACGCAGAUCGUAAAUUACCGUAUCCACCACCUGAAGAGUCGCGGCUACGACGUUAGCACAGGUAGUCUAGACGUGAUAAACGGUACCAAGAAAGACUUUGAGAUGAACUUUGGGAAACUGCAGCUGCGUAGAGAGAGACCACUUUUUAACCCUGUUGCCCCUUUAAAAGGAGACGACUGAGCAGAUGUCGGAUUCACGAAAGCAUGAAUCGAAAAUAAUUUGUUGUAGUAUAUGGCCUUGAUGAGUGCUUUUUCAUUUGUGCCUGUAUCAUAAUACAGUGUCUUAAAUCUGAUGAUGUUCUUCAUUUGCAGUUGGUUUUUCAUGGUGGCAAUCCAAAGUGCAUCAGCCUUAAAAUUAUAAAUGAAAUAGUAACCUGUUGUGAAUUUUCAAGUCUAAGAUUGAACCUGUGUAAAGAGUGAGACUUCCGUUUUAUUCACAGUCACCUAAAGGUACAACUUAAUUGCUUUCAACCUGCUGCCAAAGCUCCAAUAUUAAUGCAAAGUGAAAUAAAUCCAAUAAAAACAUCCUCAGUAGG